Messenger RNA from Dichotomopilus funicola, 2409 nucleotides. Its product is annotated as 40S ribosomal protein S4. Gene Ontology annotation, molecular function: structural constituent of ribosome; RNA binding. The record is from RefSeq and is a predicted model, not a curated record. Gene Ontology annotation, biological process: translation. The coding region runs from base 1 to 2409 and encodes 802 amino acids. The transcript is spliced from 3 exons. Lineage: Eukaryota; Fungi; Ascomycota; Sordariomycetes; Sordariales; Chaetomiaceae. Gene Ontology annotation, cellular component: cytosolic small ribosomal subunit; ribosome.
AUGGCCACCAUCGAGCCAUGGCUCACAAACCUCCUCAACAAACCCCGGAGUCCUGAUCUCCCUCCGAUACAGACCGCAUCCGCCGCCGCAGCGAACCAGCCGAUUUCCCUCCCCCCGCUUGGACCCGAAUUCGCCAGCAGCACCCACCGGCCUGAGAGGCCUGCUCCGGUCCAGGGGCAGAUUGCCCCGCUCUCCACGCUCGACGAUGGCGGCCAUCAUGGGAAACCGCACGCUAGGCCGGAGGAGUCGUUCGCCCUGCACACCGCGUCGAUCCGACCCCUCCAGCUUUUGCUCCGCGAACCCGAUCAAGGUCCGCCGGCUAUCCCGCUGCGGAGCCUUGUCACCGAUGCGCCGGGGAGCCCUGAUGAUACCUCCACCAAAAAGCGCCAUCGGGCCUUUACCACCAAGGAAGAUUUUGUCCAGCUACCGAAACUCCCAAAGAAGCAGAAGUCGGCGCAGCAAGUAGUACCUCCGAUCAUCGCCGGCCUCCACGAGCCUCCUCCCAAUGCCGGCGUGUUCCCUCCCAUCACCUCGACGUCCUUUGACAACGAUGAGAACUUUAGUUUGGCCCCGUGGAAGGAUACUGGAAGUGCUCAAGACGACCGCCCGGUGUUGCUUCCUGCGUUGGACAUCGAACCGAAUGAACCUUCCAGACCGAAGCGGCGCCCCAUGAAACCCCGAAGAAAAUGGACGGAAGAGGAAACAAACAAUCUUCUUUUGGGGGUGAGUCGGCAUGGGGUGGGGCGGUGGACGACCAUCCUAGAGGAUCCUGCCUUUCACUUCAACUGCCGCACUGCUGGCGAUUUGAAGGACCGUUUCCGGACAUGCUGCCCCAAAGAGUUGCGGCUGACUGCAGCUGAGGAACAAUACGCGGAUGAGGAACCGGGGCCGGUGGUGGCUGGUGACGGGGGCGUGAAGCAUAAAAUCGGUCUUCAGUUGGAGGAUAUUCUUCAGCCAAUUGGCGAUGAUAGUCAGGACAACGACGGCGUUUCCCCAUCUGCGACCGGCCAGGAUUCCGAUGCGGGGCCCAAAAAGAGGAAGCCGCGAGCACACCGCAGGAAAAUGGAAGACUUGGUUGAACUCGGUAUCCACGGCCCGUUUGAAAAGUCUCACAGGCGGAAACGCCGUCCUUUCACGAAACAAGACGACGAGGAGAUUCUGGACGGUCUCCACCAAUAUGGCCCCUCUUGGACGAGGAUCCAGCGAGACCCCAAAUACAACCUCUCUAGCCGGCAGCCCACGGACUUACGCGACCGCGUCCGGAAUAAAUACCCGGACGUAUACGCCAACAUCGAGAAGGCUAACAUGCUCAAAGAAGUCCCCCGUGGCAAGGCUAACCUCCUCGAGCCGUCCAUCAACAUGGCCACUGAGGGCACACGCAUCACAACUAUGCCUCCGCCGUUCGAACCCUCGUUAAACCGGUCCGGCUCUAGGGAGGAGAUGCUCGUGCGGCGGACGACCAACCCCAUAGCCUACGAGUCCGCCGAGUCUCUGCCCGCCCUUGCUGAGCUAUUCGACAUGAGCGAACCCCAUGGCCCACCGUCCCUUCUCACAAGUGCGCCGGAGAUGGAUAUCAGCCAUUUGUUGCUUGACGACUCCCAUACUAGUACCGAUCGUCGUCUCGGGCAUGGAAGUAAGAAGCACCAGAAGCGCCUCAGCGCGCCGUCGCACUGGCUUCUCGACAAAUUGUCGGGUGUCUAUGCCCCUCGCCCGUCGGCCGGUCCACACAAGCUCCGCGACUGCAUGCCCCUCAUCGUCUUCAUCCGCAACCGCCUCAAGUAUGCGCUCAACUACCGCGAGACGAAGGCCAUCCUGAUGCAGCGCCUCGUCAAGGUCGAUGGCAAGGUCCGCACCGACAGCACCUACCCCGCCGGUUUCAUGGACGUCAUCACGAUUGAGAAGACUGGCGAGAACUUCCGCCUUGUCUACGACACCAAGGGCCGCUUCACCGUCCACCGCAUCCAGGACGAGGAGGCCAAGUACAAGCUGGGCAAGGUCAAGCGUGUUCAGCUCGGCCGUGGUGGUGUGCCAUUCUUGGUUACGCAUGAUGCGAGAACCAUCCGCUACCCUGACCCGCUUGUCAAGGUCAACGACACCGUCAAGAUUGACCUUGAGACCGGCAAGAUCACCGACUUCAUCAAGUUCGACACUGGCUCCAUCGCCAUGGUCACCGGUGGUCGUAACAUGGGGCGUGUCGGUGUUAUCACCCACCGUGAGCGUCACGACGGUGGUUUCGGGAUUGUCCACCUGAAGGAUGCCAUUGACAACACCUUCACCACCCGUGAGAGCAACGUCUUCGUCAUCGGCAGCGAGAAGCCGUGGGUUUCCCUGCCCAAGGGCAAGGGUGUUAAGCUUACUAUCGCUGAGGAGCGUGACCGCAAGCGCGCCAGCACCCUGGCUGGCCACUAA